Messenger RNA from Fopius arisanus, 966 nucleotides. RefSeq names its product histone deacetylase complex subunit SAP18 (gene Bin1). Bases 42 to 506 code for a protein of 154 amino acids. NCBI's taxonomy places the organism in Eukaryota, Metazoa, Arthropoda, Insecta, Hymenoptera, Braconidae. Gene Ontology annotation, cellular component: nucleus. Gene Ontology annotation, biological process: negative regulation of DNA-templated transcription. The record is from RefSeq and is a predicted model, not a curated record. Gene Ontology annotation, molecular function: transcription factor binding; transcription corepressor activity. The transcript is spliced from 3 exons.
AUCGGUCUCUUCGAUCAAUCGAUUAUCAUUCACAUAGUACAAUGGCGUCAGCUCUAGAGUCAAUGGUUGUUGAUGAUAAACAAUUGCCUGAAAAACCAGUGGACAGAGAAAAGACAUGUCCACUACUUUUACGAGUAUUCUGCAACACCGGUCGCCACCACAACAUAAUGGAUUACAGUCGUGGAAAUGUUCCCUCGAAUGAACUCCAAAUUUACACCUGGAUGGACGCAACUCUACGUGAAAUAACGGGUUUAGUUAAGGAAGUUAAUCCAGACGCCAGGAGCAAGGGAACGUAUUUUGAUUUCUCAUUGGUAACUCCUGAAUUGAGGAACUCUGGGUAUAGGAUGAGGGAAAUUGGUGUCACAUGCUCUGGACAAAAAGGAGCUGACGACAAUAAAACACUGGCUCAAGCUAGGUUCACGAUUGGUGAUUAUCUGGACAUUUCCAUCACUCCCCCAAAUAGAGUGCAACCAGCAAUUAGACGAGGCGGUCCCCGCCAAUACUGAUAAACCAAAAAUAAAUAAUCCAAUCUCAUGAAUCACACAAUUUUUUAUUUGUAAACGCAAUGAAAAAAUUUAUAUACAAAAGAUCACAUUAAAUAACUCAUUGUAAACCGGAAGUAAGAAAUAUAAACAUUUUUCAACCUAAAAAAUGAGAAUAUUGAAAACCGAAUAAUUGAGCAUUGACCCAGGGAAUACUGAUAGUUGAACACCAAUUGACGUUUCGAAAAUUCGUUGGGAAGUUAUUGAAGAUACUGAGAACACUGUAUGUAAAUAUUUUCAGUCUGUUCUGUAAAAUGGAACGAGGACCUUCUUGGCACGAAGAAUCUGGAUAAUUCCCUCAAAUUGUAAGAAAAAAUAAAUCACAAAUUGACUUGCUACAAAAAAAUCUUUCCAUCGAUAUCACAAGAGCGAGAGCUUGCAAAAAAGCAAAAAAAAAAAAUGAACGAAGGAUCUCCUCAUUCCA